Megalobrama amblycephala (Wuchang bream) is the source of this 2023-nucleotide messenger RNA. Its product is annotated as C-C chemokine receptor type 3-like. Gene Ontology annotation, biological process: immune response; G protein-coupled receptor signaling pathway; chemotaxis. The record is from RefSeq and is a predicted model, not a curated record. Gene Ontology annotation, cellular component: membrane. Gene Ontology annotation, molecular function: chemokine receptor activity. Lineage: Eukaryota; Metazoa; Chordata; Actinopteri; Cypriniformes; Xenocyprididae. Bases 113 to 1189 code for a protein of 358 amino acids. The transcript has 2 exons.
UGACAGUUCCUCGUUCAGGAUGUGUGCUGAGUGUUUGCAUCAGUUCUGUCGCGGCUGCAGAGAGUUUCACACACUCAUUUACCAAAGGAGCGGAAUCUGACCUCAGACAACAAUGGGUGAGAAUAGUUGGGAGGACUUUUUAAAAUUUUUAGAAGAAGCCAAUAACACACCACCAGUUAACCCUGUAGACUGUGAGGUUCCUUUAUGCGAGAAAAGUAAUGUCAUCCAGUUUGGUGCCGCAUUUCUCCCAGCAUUCUACUACACCAACUUCUUGCUGAGCUUGGUGGGGAAUGGACUGGUGCUGUACAUCAUCUAUAGAUAUGAGAAGCUCACAACGGUCACCAACAUCUUCUUGCUCAACCUCGUCAUCUCGGACCUGAUCUUCGCCUUCAGCCUUCCCUUUUGGGCAGUCUACCACAAGUCAGAAUGGAUCUUUGGCAGUGGCCUUUGCAAGUUGGUGGGAAGCUGUUAUUCCAUCGGCUUCAACAGCUCCAUCCUCUUCCUCACUCUUCUGACUUUUGACCGCUACCUUGCGGUGGUCCACGCCAUCAGUGCAGUCCAGAGCAGGAAGAAAAAAUAUGCGUUUGCAUCGUCCGCCAUCGUCUGGGUGCUCAGUAUAUUGGCUAGUAUAAAGGAUAUAGUUUUUUAUGAUGUAAUGGAUGGUCAAAAUGGUAGGCUGUGCGAAAUGACUGGUUACAUCCCGUCUACCCUCACAAAGUGGGAGCUGAUCGGCUAUUAUCAGCAGUUUCUCUUUUUCUUCCUAGUGCCUCUAGUUAUUGUCCUGUACUGCUAUUCCCGCAUAAUCAUCAGGAUCAUGUCCACACGCAUGGUGGAGAAGUGCAGGGCGGUCAAACUCAUCUUUGUCAUUGUCUUCACCUUCUUCAUCUGCUGGACGCCUUACAACGUGGUCAUUCUGUUAAAAGCCAUCAAGACAUCCUUUGGAGACCAGUGUAAUUGCUCAGAAGCCCUCGACUACGCUCUGUACGUAACACGUGACUUUGCCUACCUGUACUGCUGCAUCAGCCCUGUCUUUUAUACCUUUUUGGGGAAGAAGUUUCAACGCCAUUUUCUGAAACUUUUGGCCAAGCGUCUACCAUGUUUGGAGAUCAAUACAUUGCUCUCAGAGCCAAGCAGUAAAACCACAUCAGUCAGGAGACCAACACUGAUUACUGAUCAUUCACGUGGCUAACAAGUUUCUGAUUGAAAAUUUGUUGUUAAGAGGACACAAAUUGGAUCACCAAGAGAAAGAGAAAAACAAAGAAUCCAAGAUGCAAUGUUUGACCAAUGUAUGUUGUUUGACCAUAUAUAUAUAUAUAUAUAUAUAUAUAUAUAUAUAUUCAAUAAUUUCUCAUUUAAUGCAUAUUAAUGCAUAAUAAUUAAUAGAGUGUCUAAAGACGUCCAUCAAUUUUACCAAAUGAAGCAAAAGUAUUGAUGAAAAACAAAUUGAACAAUAUUUUACAGUUCAUUUGAUGUACAUUAAUGAAUAGUAUAUGUCUAAUGGGCUCCAUCAAUUUUACCUAAUUGAGAAAAGGCAUUUAAUAAUAAUUAUUGUUAAUAAUAAUUACUAUCCAAUUGUUGUACAUGUAUUUAUUCCUUCACAAAUAUCGCUUUGAUGACAUCAAAACCAAAAAAAAAAAAAAAAAAGAAAGAAAGAAAGAAAAAAAACUUCUGUGAAAGAGUAUCAUUGCAACAUAAUGUUGAAUGUGUAACCCUAGUCCUAAUGGGUUCUUUAGCAAUAUAUAGCUAUCAAAUCUCUACACUAUUUUAUUUUGUAAGGAGUAAUUUUUUUGUGUGUAAAAUAUAUUGUUGUAAGAGUUCUUCAAGUAUGGAAAAUUAAUGAUUUUAUAUUGCUGUUAAUUGCUGGUGUAGCCUAUGCUGAGAAGUAAAAUAUUAGUGACCAGAAUCUUAAUGAUAUUAUUAUUUCAGUGUAUCACAUCUUCAUUUUGAGCAUGAACUCAGUCUCUACAUUGUGUUUUGUGUGUGUUUGGAUCUGAUUUUAAUGCCAAUAAAUGAUUCUAAAUAA